This is a messenger RNA of Sardina pilchardus (European sardine), 2976 nucleotides long. Its product is annotated as macrophage metalloelastase-like. The transcript is spliced from 21 exons. Lineage: Eukaryota; Metazoa; Chordata; Actinopteri; Clupeiformes; Clupeidae. Gene Ontology annotation, biological process: proteolysis; collagen catabolic process; extracellular matrix organization. The record is from RefSeq and is a predicted model, not a curated record. Gene Ontology annotation, cellular component: extracellular matrix. Gene Ontology annotation, molecular function: metalloendopeptidase activity; zinc ion binding. Bases 37 to 2628 code for a protein of 863 amino acids.
CGCUAUGCUGAGGUGUACUUGAGGAAAUUCUAUCAUAUGCCACUGAGUGGGGGACCUCGAAGCCCAAGAGGUUUGAAGAGCCUGGAUAUGAAUUUAAGGAAGAUGCAGAAUUUUUUUGGCCUGAAGGAGACCGGGCAACUCACCCCUGAGACCCUCCUGGUCAUGAAGGAACCUCGGUGUGGGGUGCCCGACGUGGAGAACUACAGCUUUUAUCCUGGUCAACCUAAGUGGAGGAAUCAUACAGUCACAUACAAGAUUGCAAAAUACACCACCAAUCUACGUAAGGAAGAAGUGGAGCAAUCAGUACAUGUGGCCUUGAAAAUGUGGAGUGAUGCAGCAGACCUGAACUUCAUCAAAGUGGACCAUGACAAAGCAAACAUAGUCAUCUCAUUUGCAUCCAAAGUUCAUGGAGACUUCUUCCCCUUCGAUGGCCCCAAAGGUGUGCUGGCUCAUGCCUUUGAGCCUGGAGAGGGCAUGGGUGGAGACGUCCAUUUUGAUGAUGAUGAAAUUUGGACUAUGGGCCACAGUAAAACAGGCUUCAAUCUGGUCACUGUGGCUGCCCAUGAGCUCGGUCACUCACUCGGCCUUUCACACUCGAGAGACCCCUCUGCCCUCAUGUAUCCUAAAUAUCAAAAGCUUUCUUUAAGCAGCCCCCGACUGCCACGAGAUGACACACUUGCUGUUCAGACACUCUAUGGAAAGCACAUCAAGAAACUGGUAACACCAGCCAUCCCUAAGAUGUGCCAUCCCAAUCUUUCUUUUGAUGCUGUGGCUAUGCUUGGGAAUGACACUCUUUUCUUCAAGGGCAGUUACAUGUGGCUGAGGACAAUAUGGAUGAGGCAAUGGAGAAGAGUGAUCAGAGAGGGCUUCAUAAGAACAUUCCUGCCCAGUGUUCCAUCCUCAGUGGACGCUGCUUAUAACAUCCCAGACACUGGGGUCACCAUCAUCUUCACAGGUCUUAAAUACUGGAUGGUUCAAAAGCUGAAGAUGAAAAGUCAUGGUGGCUCAAUCUAUGAUUAUGGAUUCCCUACAACAGUGAAGAAAAUAGAUGCUGCUGUUCAUUUGACAAAAUAUAAGAAAACAUAUUUCUUUACAGGAACUGUUUAUUACAGAUAUGAUGAAGCUCGGGGUACAAUGGAUUCUGGAUUUCCCCGAAACAUACAGCAUGGUUGGCCAGGUAUUGGGGAUAAAGUGGAUGCAGCCAUUCACCUGAACUCGCCCACCUGGGCACCAACUGUCAACAGCGAACUACAGGAUCUGGCGAAAGGCUAUCUGGAGCGCUUCUUCUCAGAUGUCGGGACUUCGAAUGGAACUAUCAUGAAGAGUAUGAUAGAAAAUGUUUCUUUCAAAGACAACCUGGAGGCGAUGCAGUCUUUCUUUGGCCUGGAAGUGACAGGCUCACUGGAUAAGAAUACCAUUGAGGUGAUGAAGGCGCCCAGAUGUGGUGUCUCUGAUAUCAGCAGAUACGGACACUUUGAAGGACGCCCAAAGUGGGAGAAGAAACUAAUUACCUACAGGAUAACUCUUUACACCCGUGAUCUGAGUCAGAGAGAGGUGGACUACACCAUUGCUCAGGCCUUCAAACUGUACAGUGAUAUCAUUCCUCUGGACUUCAAACAGAUCACCAGUGGCACUGCUGACAUGAUGAUCCUCUUUAAAGGCGGAUAUCAUGGUGACUUUUGGCCUUUUGAUGGUAGUGGAGGUGUCCUGGCUCACGCCAAUUCUCCUGGUCAGGGUGAAGGUGGCGACACCCAUUUUGAUGAUGAUGAGAGCUGGACUCUGACCUCUCGAGGAGUGAACCUGCUUUUGGUGGCAGCUCAUGAGUUUGGUCAUGCUCUGGGACUUGACCACUCUAGGGACUCAAGUGCCCUCAUGUACCCCACCUACCAAUAUGUCAACACUAAUGGAUACAAGCUGCCUGAUGAUGACCGGCGAGGAGUUCAGAGUUUGUAUGACCCUAAACCCCGUCCUCCUACACCAAAGCCAAAGCCCGAGCCUGAGCCUGAACCAGAGCCAGAGCCAGAGCCAGAGCCAGGGCCCAACCCCAAAGAUGAGCAGUGCAGCCGCAGUCUAGUGUUUGAUGCUGCCACCGCCAUCAAUGGCGAUCUCUAUUUUUUCAAGAAUGGAUAUUAUUGGAGGAAAAGUACAAUGUUCAGAGGAAUUCCAUUAGUCAAAGUGCAAACAACAUGGCCACAGAUCACUUAUGUGGAUGCAGCUUAUGAAAUUCCCUCAAAAGGAGUAUACCUCUUCCAAGGCAACCAAUUCUGGGGAAUAAACCCGCGAGACAGAAGCAUGUUGCCAGGUUAUCCAAAAACAUUAAGCAGUUUGGGCUUUGCCUCAAGUGUGGACAAGAUAGAUGCUGCACUGUACGAGCCCCUCACCAAGACCGUUUUCUUUUAUAAAGGAUCACAGUAUUGGAGCUAUAAUCCCAGAAGAGAACAAAUGUACACAGGAUACCCAAGGCCUUUAUCUGUGGGCUUCCCUGGAAUUGGUAACAGAGUGGACGCAGCUUUUGAGAAUUACGGUUACCUUUACUUCUCCAAUGGCGCGAGGCAAGUGGAGUACAACUACUACUACCUGAAAGUGCAGCGCACCCUCCUCAACUAUGGAUGGCUCAACUGCUACUAGUAGUUGGCUCAUAAAACAUCCAACAGCUUGUAAAUACCUAUGCACUGACUGAUAUAUACUGUACUUUCUUGUCACAUAACCAGUUAGCUCUACAAAUGUGAUUGUGUGGUUUCUGUGAAGCAAUCCGAAGUAGAUGCAGUCUAUCCUGUCUAAGAGAAAUGUUUGAAAACACAAGGCAAGAAGAAACCAGAAUUUCUCAAUUCCUGUAAAUAAUACCAGAUAGCCUUGAUUACUAACCCACUUCAACCCUAACAGUCAUAACACUGACCUCCAAGAAGCUCAUGUACUGGAAAGAGACAUGUCUUGUCUGUGCUGUAAGAAUGUCUGCCAAAUAAACAGUACAGCCUU